GGCGGUAUAAUAACACAUACUUGGGUUGGGUCUUUGGCUGGGUGGAAGAACAGAAGUGGCGUCUAAGCCUAGCCAGCUUACCUUAAAAACAAUUUACACAAAUAAAGAGUCUUCAACCGAGGGAAGUCAAACAAGACCAAGUGAACAAGAAGGAUCAAGAUGACAUCAAAAACUAAAGUCGGAAAAGUUGGUUCCAAAAACAAGGAAGACGCUCCUCAUGAGCUGGAGAGUCAGUUCGUUCUGCGGCUUCCUCAGGAGUACGCCUCCACGGUGAGACGGAUUGCCCAGUCUGGGAGCAUGAAUCUUAAAGACAGACUGACUAUAGAACUGCAUGCUGAUGGCCGUCAUGGGAUUGUAAGAGUGGACCGUGUUCCUUUAGCUUGUAAACUGGUGGAUUUGCCCUGCAUCCUUGAAUCAUUAAAAACAGUUGACAAGAAGACCUUUUACAAGACUGCCGAUAUCUGCCAGAUGCUGGUCUGUUCUCUCGAUGGAGACCUAUACCCCCCUCUAGAGGAGCCCACCGGCACUGCAGACUCCAAAAACAAGAAGAAGGAUAAAGACAAAGACAAGAAGUUUAUCUGGAACCAUGGCAUUACUUGCCCUCUAAAGAACACGAGGAAGAGGAGGUUCCGAAAGACGGCGAAGAAAAAGUACAUUGAGUCCCCUGAUGUGGAGAAGGAGGUGAAGAGGCUCCUGAGUACCGACUCCGAGGCUGUCAGUGUCCGGUGGGAAGUUAUUGCUGAAGAUGAGACAAAGGAAACUGAUAAUAAUUUAUCUCUGUCCAAUCUGGACUCCUCACCUGGAGCCUCUGGACACAAGGGCCAUGGCUCCUCAGCACAGCGCGAUGAGCUGCGGGAGAUCUUCAACGACAUCAGCAGCAGCAGUGAGGAUGAGGAGGACGAGGCUGACCGGCACGAGGACGAAGACCUCAACAUCAUGGACACGGAGGACGACAUAGUCGGCCAGCUCAACGACAAGCUCAACGAGUCUGAUGGCGGGAGGGACGAGAGCGACCGGAACAGCCAAAUUGUGACUGAGUACCAGGUGCAGAUCAACACCAUCAAGGCCAAGCUGCAGGAGACGCGCGCCCGCAAGAAGCACCAGGAAGACCUGAUCAUGAAGGUGGAGAACCAGGCCCUAAAGACUCGCUUUCAGGCACUGCUGAAUGACAUCAUCCAUCAGGAGGAGCGCGAGAUGGAGCAGCUGGCCUCUCUGCAAGAGCAGCUGGACUCAUUGAUCGAGAAAUGACCACGAGAGGGCAGCGCAAUGUCUUACAAGUCUGGCCACUGCUGCUAAAUGAAUGAAACCAUGCCAGAAGCAAGAGUGCUUCAGCUAAAGUCAUUUAUUCUAAUGUAAUCACAUGUCAGUCAGGUCCAAGGUUCACGCCGUUGAUCAUGUUGCGGAGUUUUUGGCCGAGGAAGGUUUUGGAAGGGUGGAAGUGAGAACUUUUGUUUUUGACCUUUUUUUGUUACUGCUGUUUUCUUUUCAAUAAACGAUUAAAAGUGAAACAUCACAUUCGCUUUGCACAGUG
Electrophorus electricus (electric eel) is the source of this 1531-nucleotide messenger RNA. It is a transcript of the gene taf7, whose product is annotated as TAF7 RNA polymerase II, TATA box binding protein (TBP)-associated factor. Lineage: Eukaryota; Metazoa; Chordata; Actinopteri; Gymnotiformes; Gymnotidae. Gene Ontology annotation, biological process: RNA polymerase II preinitiation complex assembly; transcription initiation at RNA polymerase II promoter. Gene Ontology annotation, molecular function: RNA polymerase II general transcription initiation factor activity. Gene Ontology annotation, cellular component: transcription factor TFIID complex. The record is from RefSeq and is a predicted model, not a curated record.